This is a messenger RNA of Cladocopium goreaui, 467 nucleotides long. Lineage: Eukaryota; Dinophyceae; Suessiales; Symbiodiniaceae. The record is from the annotation of a GenBank genome assembly.
GAGUUCAAAGUGGGGAUUUUCAGGAACUAACAUGGAAAUAAACGCCUAUAUACAUCAUUGGAGUUUGGAAGUCAAUUAGUUGAGAGUUGCGCAGCCGGACAGGUUUACCUGCAGUGUAUGAAGCAAAGGAUGUGGUGCAGCUUCAGUGCAGAUCCUGCCCAGCAACUAUCUCAAGCAGCUGGUUUUUCCGACACCCGGGCACCAGCCAAAUCCAUGUUUUGGUUCCUCAAAACGGACACGAUGCGUGCAAAAAGCGAUUGGGAAAACCAAGCCCUUGGAUUCCAACAUCCGGGUGGUCUUCAAAGCUUGAUAUCUUUUCUCUUCUCAACUUCUGCCACCACAAGCGGGAAAUCACCGCGUGUGUCUUGUGUGGUGGCAGGCGCAUCUGCGAACACAAAAAGAGACGGGACGAAUGUGCUCUCUGCAAACAAUUGCCGCGACAUUUGAAAGCCAGCGCGCGGAAAAAA